Cadophora gregata is the source of this 1530-nucleotide messenger RNA. RefSeq lists its product as uncharacterized. Bases 457 to 1464 code for a protein of 335 amino acids. The record is from RefSeq and is a predicted model, not a curated record. Lineage: Eukaryota; Fungi; Ascomycota; Leotiomycetes; Helotiales; Ploettnerulaceae. The transcript has 3 exons.
GCUGGAGGAAAAUCCCAUGCCCGUCCGUCAUCAUCUGAGAUAUUGGGCAUGUUUCCCUGCCGAUUUAGAAACUCUAAGGUGCUCAAACCCACGGAACGAGGAAGGAGACGAAGUGGAAGCAAAGGACUUUGUACAUUCCAUGUCUCGAGCCAUUGGUGAGCAGGUAAACAAGGAACACAGGUACAAUUUUGGAUAGAAUGGAUACACCAAAGAAUUCUUCUUUUCGCGCAUAUCUGCCAGCUGCCGAAUCUUUGAGAGGCCGAGAGAAAGAGAAUAUCUUUUCACACACAGAAAAGGCAUUUGACACAGUCCCGGUUCUCCAACAUCUUGUGAACAAUUGGAAUGAAUUAUUGUCCAAGCCAUUUCGAGGAAUCACUACCGAUGGAAACCCAAUUCAAGGUCUAUAUACCCAAGAAGAUGACGCUGUCGAUGUUCAAUCGAUUGUCCAUGCAAUGAAUGAACCAGUUUCUGGCCUUGCUAAGUCACGAGGAAAAACAGCUUGUCAUGUAUCCCAUCGAUGCGCCACAGAGGCGAGCUUGGGCGAACCCCGAACUCUACCUAUUUCGAAAUGGAAUCAGGCUUGAAAAUGUAGACGAGACAGUGAGGACAGCUGUGCAUUCGGUGAUCCAAAGUACCUUUUCGCCAGAAGGAUUUCAAAAGGCGUUGUCGGCCAUGAAGACAAAUGAGUUCCUCGGCGAACUGGUGAAUGCCCCCGGGGUGCUCAAUAUGCAUUCCUACAAUUUCCUCACCUUUGGAAACCCUUCAACAACCGAGCCAUUUGGGUGGCUGCUUUACGGGCAUCAUCUCUGUCUCAGCGUGUUCGUCUGGAAGACACAGAUCGUCGUCGCUCCAACCUUCGUCGGUGCAGAACCCAAUGUGAUCGACCGGGGCCCCCAUCAAGGAACUCAAAUCCUCCAAUCCGAGCAGGAUCUAGGCUUGCGAUUCAUGAAAUCACUCUCGAAAGAUCUCCAAUCCAAGGCGCAAAUAUUCAAGACGUUACAACCGCCCGAAAUCCCAGAGGAUCGAUGGAACCCCGCAGACCAGCGGCAUCUUUGCGGUGCGUGUCAGGAUAAUCGCAUCGUGCCGUACGAAGGGAUUUCCGUGGGCGGACUCGAACCAAGCCUCGUCCAACUACUCCUGCAAAUCGUCGAGCAGUUCAUCAUCUACCUGCCCGCACAGGCACGGAAGAACAAGCUCGCUCAGGUUGAACGACACAUCCAAGACACUCACUUCUGCUGGAUUGGAGGAUUCACCAAUGACGACCCGUUCUACUACAGGAUACAGAGUCCUGUUAUUGUUGUCGAGUUCGACCAUCACUCUGCGGUCUUUCUCACCAACACUGAACCCGCUCGGUUUCACACUCACACGAUUGUACGCAAUCCCAACGGUGGAGAUUAUGGAUACGCGUUGCUGAAUAGGGGAAAAGACAUAAUGGGAAGAAUGGUCUAUGACUGUAAAUCAUAAGAAUAGUAUUAUUGUUUGUAGUAGCCCUGUAAUUCUUAUAAAAAUGACGACGGUGACUUUGCUGCA